AUGAGCACGCAAGAAUCUGCAGCCAAGCGAACCAAGGUCGAUGGUCAAGAACACAUUAUCACGCACAGCGGCACGUUCCAUGCCGACGAAGCGCUUGCCGUCAACCUUCUCCGCAAGCUGCCUCGCUUCGCCUCUGCGCGUCUCACUCGCACGCGCGAUGCGGCCACGAUCGAGAGCGGCUCGAUCGUCGUCGACGUAGGUGCCACCUAUGACGCUGCCAACCACCGCUACGAUCACCAUCAACGUGGAUUCGAAGAGGUGUUCGAUGCCGAUCACUCGACCAAGCUCUCGUCUGCCGGUCUCGUGUGGAAGCACUUUGGUCAAGAGAUCAUUGCUACCCACCUACAACUCGAUGCUGCAGCUCAAAAGGAGGUGGUCGACUUGCUCUGGCUGAAGCUGUACGAUGAUUUUGUCGAGGCAAUUGACGGUAUCGACAAUGGCAUUUCGCAGUACCCUUCGGACUUGAAGCCAAAAUACAAGAGCAGGACGGACCUGAGCGCUCGGGUAGGAUAUCUGAACCCGAGCUGGAACGACAAGUCGGACAACGCCGAACUCGACGCUCGAUUCGAAAAGGCUAGCGCCAUGGCUGGCAACGAGUUCUUCGAGCGUCUCGACUAUACUUUUAACGCGUGGCUGCCCGCACGACAGGUGGUGGUGGAUGCGCUCAACAAGCGAAGCCACCCGCAGCUACUGGUGUUUGACCAGUAUGCCAGUUGGAAAGAUCACCUGUUUGAGCUCGAGAAGAACCUCAACAUUGCGCCCACGGAACGCCCCAUCUACGUUGUCUAUCCGGAUGAGAGUGGCAAGUGGCGGGUACAAGCGGUGCCGGUCUCGGCGGAAUCGUUCGUCUCGCGCAAGGCUCUGCCCGAACCGUGGAGAGGAAUUCGCGAUCAGCAGCUGAGCGAGCUGACCGGGAUCCCCGGAUGCAUCUUUGUACACCAGUCCGGAUUCAUCGGUGGUAACGCGACGCAGGAGGGUGCGUUGCGAAUGGCCAAGGACGCAUUGGCGCAUACCGGCGUUGCGUUUAUUCACAGUGCUCCUGUGGGUGGUGAAACGGACGGUCACAGCCACAGCCACAGUCACAACCACGAUCACGGACACACGCACGACAUUAUGGACCAUCCGGGAAAAUUCAACGAUCGUGAACUGCCCAAUUACGAGAACCGCAACUGGGACGAGCGAGCGUUUACGGUGGGUAUUGGUGGACCGGUUGGAUCUGGCAAGACGGCGCUGCUACUUUCGCUGUGUCGCAAGCUUCGUGAUCGAUACAACCUGGCAGUUGUGACCAACGAUAUCUUUACGCGCGAAGACCAGGAGUUUCUGCGCAAGCACUCGGCGCUCUCGCCUGAAUCCAAGAUCCGAGCGAUCGAGACCGGAGGUUGCCCGCACGCUGCGAUCCGCGAAGACAUUUCUGCGAACCUGGAAGCGCUUGAGCAGCUGCAGGCUGAAUUCGAGACGCAACUGCUGUUCGUCGAAUCCGGCGGUGACAAUCUAGCUGCGGCGUAUUCGGUUGAACUUGCCGACUUUCACGUGUACGUGAUUGAUGUGGCUGGAGGAGACAAGGUUCCGCGCAAGGGCGGUCCGAGUAUCACGCAGAGCGACGUGCUUGUGAUCAACAAGAUCGAUCUGGCCGAACAGGUGGGUGCCGAUCUCGCUGUCAUGAAGCGCGAUGCCGAUAGGGUCCGCGAUGGCGGCCCUACGGCGUUUACUAGUGUCAAGCUGGACCAGGGCGUCGAUGCGGUGGUCGACCUGAUCUUGAGUGCAAGGCGCAUUGCCGGUGCUGACAAGGCUGGUAAGCCUGUCACUGCACAGCAAUGA
Molecule: messenger RNA, 1818 nt
Organism: Mycosarcoma maydis (corn smut)
Lineage: Eukaryota; Fungi; Basidiomycota; Ustilaginomycetes; Ustilaginales
Exons: 2
Coding region: 1-1818 (605 amino acids)
Cellular component (GO): cytoplasm; nucleus
Molecular function (GO): GTPase activity; nickel cation binding
Source: RefSeq, a predicted model, not a curated record